Colletotrichum truncatum is the source of this 3402-nucleotide messenger RNA. Its product is annotated as C2H2 finger domain-containing protein. NCBI's taxonomy places the organism in Eukaryota, Fungi, Ascomycota, Sordariomycetes, Glomerellales, Glomerellaceae. The record is from RefSeq and is a predicted model, not a curated record.
AUGGCUUCGACCUACGCCGUCCCUCCUGCUUCGCUCCAUGACGGGCAGGUGAACGAACCCCGCAACCCCUCUCCACCGACGGGCGCUCAGCGCCGACUAACUGCCAGUUCGUUUGACCCGAACCAUCUUUCGCCCUCAUCGCAGUUCCAGAGCAGCUCGGUUUCGCCCUCCUUCAACGAUACCCCAGCUGAAUCCAUCUCAACAUUCAGCCAGUAUCAUAGCGAUUACAGUGAUAUCGAUGACUCGCUCGACCCCUUCUUUGGUGUGGACUUCAGCGCAACAGAGCCUGGUACACCUUCGUUUUUGGGCCCUCAGUCCGGGGCCGAGAGCUUUGGUCAAAUUGCGACAAACGAAGGCUCAAGGACUCGCAACGGGACUCUAGAUGCCCACUCGUAUCCCUUCACACCCGAGCAAACAGCCUCACUUCACACAACCUCGCCGGGAAGCGACCGGAGGACAAUCGCCAAGCCCGUAGUCAACCGCUUGCCUACCUCUAUCUCGCCCCAUGAAUUGCAAAAGCCGUUCGCACCUCCGCCUAUUGUCACCCAUGCCGUACCUACUGCUCCCGCCCCUCAGCCGACGCCCGAUCCAAGCGGCAGCGGCCGGUCCAGUGAGGACGGGGCCGUGCCAUCGCCUGCCAUGAGAGCAGCCCAGAGCCCCCGAGUCACCGUUUCGAUGUGGGGUAGAGAUAAUGCUGAGCCUAUCCAGUCGAUUGAACGCACCUUUACGCCGGAUGACGAGGACUCGUCGACGGCGCAGGGAGGAGGCGUUGGCUCUGCAGGUGACUUGAUUUCUUCGCAAGACCAACCCCCCUUCAUGUCGCCCUCGCGACGCUCAUCAUUCGGCCGCCGUGGGUUGGAUCCAGACCACAGACCCUCGAUCGAAGUUGCGAGUGUUAACGAGAUGUUGACGCGCCGUGAGAUCGAGGAAAAGAACCUCGAAGUCGACCAAUGGCUGAAUGGUUCUAUUUCAGCGCCGCCUCAGCAAGACACCAACCUGCAGACUAGUCCCGAGUUUGUAGCUGGAGAUGACCAGAUCCACAUGGGCGACCAAACCGAAAAUCGCUAUCAACCUGGGCAAACUUACUUCGUGCCUGGGAUCGGUGAAAUGACAGCUACAGACUUGCACAUUAUGCACUCGAACCGAGUCUGGGGCGACGCUGCAAUGAUCCACCCAAUCAGUGGACCAAACGCAGACAGAUAUCAGCCAGAGUCUUCAAAUGCCGCCAUCGCUCGCUUCAACAGGAUGUGCAUGGAUAAUGCGUCCAUCAUCUCCAAAGCGGCCACGUGGGGUACACGUCGGCGGAACUCUCUGCCAAGUCUCCACGACGCGGACAUCGAAAACGUCACCAGCGGCAAUAUACUAAAGAAACUAUCCAUCAGCAGGGGCGAAGGUGGCCGGAGACCGAGCAUCCUGAAAGAGCUGCGCGGCAUCGUCCGCAGACCCAGUGCCACUUUUAAACGCUCUAGAAGCAUUCACGAGGAGGAUCCUGUCAAGUCCGAAGCCUCGCCUCCUGAAAAGCGUGAUAGCCUGCCCAACCUCCUGCAGGCUCGCACUGGCAGCUGGGGCACAAAGAAAACGCCUACUCCUAGUAUCAACACUGCUCUGGUGUCUAUGGGUACCGGUAUUGGUUCCAUUGGAACAACUCAUGCCCGAACCGGCUCUAUCAGUGCCACCCCCAUUACAUCACCCAAGAGCCCUUUUGGUGGCUUACAAGUCAAGAACACACUUCGUAGACCGAGGAGCAAAUCUGACCUUCCGAAGGCCAGCAGCACCGAGACCCAUCCUACUCUUGUCAACAUGUGGAAGAAGACCGGCGGGCCACCUGUAGCUGCUCUCGCCAAGACAUCUUCCACAAACCUAGAUUUGGAUGAUGAUGACGAUGAGGAUGAUGGCUUUGAGGAGGGUGAGAUCAAUUCCGAGUCCAGCAAAUUGAUUGAUAACAUCACGCCCAACUUUGCCGGUUUCCAACGACAUAUCAUCUGCCUGAACCCCGAUCUGGAGAACAUGAACAACUUCUUAGUUGAUCGGAUAGCUCACCAGCAGCUUGUACGGUACAAAAGCCUUCUCAACACCAAGGUAAAGCACCUUGGCCUCGGAGCAGCCUGCAGUAGCGGGUCUCUAUGCCAAGCUCGCGGUGGUCGUGCCGUCUUGCUCGACCAGAAGGGAGAUCUUCGUGAACUAGACCCCCUGUCCACUGGGCUCGAUUCAGGAGACGGCGACUCGACACCCAUUGAGGGUGCUAUUACAAAAGACAGCUUCCCUCAAGACAUUCCUAUGCCGCCUACGCAGUCGCUGCCGGCCGAGUUUGAGUGCCAGCUUUGCUUCGCGCUCAAAAAGCCCAAGAAACCCUCCGACUGGACCAAGCACGUUCAUGAGGAUGUGCAGCCAUUCACUUGUACAUGGGACAGAUGCCGUGAUCCGAAGAUCUUCAAACGCAAGGCUGACUGGGUGCGUCAUGAAAACGAAGGCCACCGCCAUUUAGAAUGGUGGACGUGUGAUGUUGAGGACUGCCGGCAUACCUGUUACCGUCGGGACAACUUCCUUCAGCACCUGGUUCGUGAGCACAAGUUCAUUGAGCCGAAGAAUAAAACGAAGGCGGCCAUCAAGAAAGCUGGCGGUGUAGAUCCCACGUGGCACAAGGUAGAGCUGUGUCGCCACGAAACUACAAAGAGGCCACAAGAAGAGCCAUGCCGAUUCUGUGGCAAGCAGUUCCCGUCUUGGAAGAAACUCACGGUCCACCUGGCCAAACAUAUGGAGCACAUCAGCUUGCCUAUUCUUCGCCUGGUCGCGGCCAAGGAGCUGGAACCGGACACCCUUAUCAGCCCCGUGCCAGAUCCGCCACCAAGGUCCCUAUUUAACGUACCGGAACCCACGAGCGCGGGCUCCGUUGUGAAGAGUGAGAUGUCUCAGGUUCCGAACUAUACGCACCCUUCGUACCAGCCUCACACGAUGAUGCCAAACAACAAUGGAGUAUUUCAAAGCAUGGAUCAGUUUGGGUUCUCAGCUAGUGGCGCUGGUAACUCCCAGUUCCCGGAUUACAUGUAUGGCCCACAGUACUCGAACAAUGCUCAGUCGAUAGGACAGAACAUGCUGGGACUGCAACCCCUUAACCGUGGAACUCAAGGGUUCAACCAGCAAUAUGACAACGCCAACAAUAUGGCCAUGGCUGGCGGCCCUUACAUGGGAACCCAGCAACAGUACAUGUCAAUGGCGCCAGAGACGGAGCCUUUCCCAGCCAUGGACCAGAAUGCUCUUGGUUUGCACCAACCCACCCAGUUGGGGCCUCAUAUGAGCUACGACGGACUCAUGACGCAGAACAAUAACCCUCAGGGGCCCAUCUCGCCAUACUCAAAUUCUCCUCUCCAAGGUGCCUCGGGCUUCUAUCACCCUCCUCAGUAA